AUGGCAAACCCAACUGCCUCAAUCGAUAAUCCAGAAACAUGGCACUUGUUUGCUCAAUUGGAUCGAGAGUUUCUGCAGCUGGUUGAUGGCGGCACAGGAUCAAGUCUCGAAAAUGAGGAGAUGAUUCCAUGCCUAGCAGAGUUCCGUUCGAGGCGCAACCGGGUGUUUCGAGAAAAAGCAGACAAUCUGCUUGAAGAAACCAAUGGGGAGGUUACGGAAAAAGAAAUUUUCAUUCCGGUGCGAGAUGGCAGCACGGUUCGGGCACUUGUGUAUCGCAGCAAGUGUGGCGCGACAAAGAACAUGCCUCUUUUUGUUAUUGUCCAUGGAGGCGGAUUUCGUAUCGGCAACGCUGAGCUGGAGUCUAAAGCAUGUGUUGGUGCCACGCAGAGAUAUGGAUGCGUUUCGGUCAGCUUGGAGCACCGUUUGUCGCCUGAGUUCAAAUUCCCUGUUGCUUUUGAGGACUGCUGGGACGCGUUACUCUGGCUCGCUAAAAAUGCAAACACGAUUGGUGCAGACCCAUUGGAGGGUUUUGUAUUUGGCGGAACAUCUUCCGGGGCUCAUAUUGCGAACGCACUCGUACAUCGCGCCCGUGAUGAGAAUCUCCAGCCUCCAAUCACUGGGGUAUAUCUGAAUGCGGCGCCUACUUUGGCUCCACAAGCUAUGACGGAUGAGUAUCGUGAUCUUUCGAAGAGCCGAGAGGCUCUCAAGGACGGCCAUACACUUAACUCGAAAAGUAUUGAAUUGUAUGAUCAUGAGAUUCAGCCGGAUUUCUCGUCUCCCUUGUGGAGUCCUCUGCUGUGGCCGACAGGACAUGGUGAUUUGCCGCCAACCUUUUUCCAGAUUUGCGGUGCUGAUCUGCUGAGGGAUGAUUCUUUAAUCUACGAGAGAGAAAUGAGGGUUAGGAAUGGUCUCAAGACCAAGGCAAUUGUCUAUCAAGGCUUACCCCAUGUAUUUUGGUACACACAUCCAUCCCUUUCUGCGAGCAAAAGAUUUGAGGAGGACACAAUAUUGGGGGUGGGGUGGCUUUUUGGUGAUAAAUAG
This is a messenger RNA of Penicillium expansum, 1041 nucleotides long. Its product is annotated as alpha/beta hydrolase. Bases 1 to 1041 code for a protein of 346 amino acids. Gene Ontology annotation, molecular function: hydrolase activity. Lineage: Eukaryota; Fungi; Ascomycota; Eurotiomycetes; Eurotiales; Aspergillaceae. The transcript is spliced from 3 exons. The record is from RefSeq and is a predicted model, not a curated record.